AUGGAGACAUCGGAUCAACAGGCAUCGCCCAUAAUCGAAAGGCGCGAAUGUCAGAUUAAAUUUCAUCGUCUUCGUGCGCCGUACAGGACUAUUAGUGACCGAAAUAUCCUGAACUUCCUCAGAUUCCUUAAUCCGGAAAUACGCAGUACUUCGCUGGUUUGCGAGGAUUGCUAUAUCAAUUCGAAGCAGGUCUACUUGCUUUUAAAAGCGAGACGAGCUAAGAACAAAGAUGAAGGAACCGACUCCAUAUCAGACGUAAGCAGCGUGUCGAGUUCGGUAGUCUCGGCUCCAUCGUCGGCAAUCUUGGCUCCAUCGACAGACUCAACAUCCAGUCAGGAGCAGCAGACUUCGCAAACAUUGGGGGCCAGGCGCAGACGCGAUGAUGAUGACGACGAUGACUAUGAAAUGUUGAGUCCAAAUGCUUUUAAUGGGACACGAUUGCCGCAUAUUCAACCCAUUCCCAAGCGUCGUAAAGAUGCUCUUGACCAUUUGGAUCCCCUCUCUCGGGCCAUAAUAGAGAAGGGAAUGAGGGGAGGCUGA
This is a messenger RNA of Drosophila sulfurigaster albostrigata, 540 nucleotides long. RefSeq lists its product as uncharacterized. The record is from RefSeq and is a predicted model, not a curated record. NCBI's taxonomy places the organism in Eukaryota, Metazoa, Arthropoda, Insecta, Diptera, Drosophilidae. Bases 1 to 540 code for a protein of 179 amino acids. The transcript has a single exon.